Molecule: messenger RNA, 1164 nt
Organism: Necator americanus (New World hookworm)
Lineage: Eukaryota; Metazoa; Nematoda; Chromadorea; Rhabditida; Ancylostomatidae
Exons: 11
Coding region: 1-1164 (387 amino acids)
Cellular component (GO): endoplasmic reticulum
Molecular function (GO): oxidoreductase activity
Source: RefSeq, a predicted model, not a curated record
AUGUUUUUCACUAGACAUUUAGGUCUAGAUCGACUAAGCCCGUUUAACGAGCAAGGUGAUCAACGUCGCGACCAAGGGGCUUACUUUGAAUGCAAUUCCAUCGUAAAUCCAUUCUCCAAUCCAGUUCCUUCGCAAUUUAUAUUCAAGAUGGCACCAGUUCCAGUAACUACAGACUCCGCCCCGUUCGCCUUCACUCCUCCGCCAGUAGUGGUCAUGUUUGCGGUGAUCCCUUUCGUCUACAUUGGAUAUCGAAUCUGCAGGACAGUGUUUGCGCUGCUUCACUCGAUUUUCAUCUACUUGGUGGCUCCUUUGUUCUAUUCUCCUGAUCUCUCUCGAUAUGUGAAUCGUUGGACAGUUGUUACUGGUGGAACAGAUGGCAUUGGUAAGGCUUAUACUAUUGAGCUGGCCAAGCGUGGUCUAAGAAAAUUCGUUCUGAUUGGAAGGAAUCAAACAAAGCUGAGCGACGUUAAGACACUUUUAGAGCUCUCUUUCGGUUGCCGCGUGAAAACCUAUCUGUUCGACUUUGCGAAGGACGAUUUCGAACAACUACGUUCGUACGUAUGUGAUAUUGACGUCGGCUUUGUGGUAAAUAGUGUCGGCGUAGGCCGUGAACACUUGGAAAGAUACGGAGAUAACCCAGAAGCUGACCGGCAAAUCCUAAAGAUUAAUGGACUAGGAUCUGCAGAGUUUCUAUCGAUGGUUCUUCCGGCUAUGGAGAAAGCAGGAGGUGGUCAAAUUGUUGUGCUCUCAUCCUCACAAGGAUAUCGUCCUAUUCCGUUGCUAGCUGCGUAUUCGGCUUCUAAGGCUGUGAUGUCCUUCUUGUGCGAGGCUAUCGAUCGAGAAUACAAAACAAUUUCCGUACAAUGCCUUACUCCAGCACUUAUCGCUACGAAGAUGGUCUACUACACUAAAGGCUCGCUGUUUGUGGUCACGCCCGAAGAAUUUGCAAGACAAGCGGUAGGCACGAUCGGUUUGACAAAGAAAACCAGCGGAUGCUUCAAUCAUGAGAUCCAGAUGCUUCUCAGGCACAUUUUCCCAUGGGCUGUGCUGAAAUAUCUAAUUAUGCCCAUCUACUAUUAUCACAGACGACGCAUGGAAAAAAUCAACGCUUCCAUACCGAGACAAAAAGCGCAGACGAGCGUGCGCUCCUCCGCCAAGGCGUAA